This is a messenger RNA of Kogia breviceps (pygmy sperm whale), 1954 nucleotides long. Lineage: Eukaryota; Metazoa; Chordata; Mammalia; Artiodactyla; Physeteridae. The record is from RefSeq and is a predicted model, not a curated record.
GGCGCAGGCCGGCGAGGAAAGCACGUCACUUCCUGUUUCUUUAGGGGAACGUGGCUUUCCCCACAGCGCUCGUCUUCUCGUCUGCGUCUCUGCUGCAACUGCCGGAGCUGGAGUCGGACCCCGAGUGCAGCCUUGCCAUGGACUCAGCCCUCAGCGACCCGCAUAACGGCAGUGUCGAGGCAGGCGGCCAAACCAACGGCACGACGCGGCCGCCUUCCACGCCCGAGGGCAUCGCGCUGGCCUAUGGCAGCCUCCUGCUCAUGGCGCUGCUACCCAUCUUCUUCGGCGCCCUGCGCUCCGUGCGCUGCGCUCGCGGCAAGAAUGCCUCAGACAUGCCUGAGACCAUCACCAGCCGGGACGCUGCCCGGUUCCCCAUCAUCGCCAGCUGCACGCUCUUGGGGCUCUACCUCUUUUUCAAAAUAUUCUCCCAGGAGUACAUCAACCUCUUGCUGUCCAUGUAUUUCUUCGUGCUGGGAAUCCUGGCCCUGUCCCACACCAUCAGCCCCUUCAUGAAUAAGUUUUUUCCAGCCAACUUCCCAAAUCGACAGUACCAGCUGCUCUUCACCCAGGGCUCUGGGGAGAACAAGGAAGAGAUCAUCAACUAUGAGUUUGACACCAAGGACCUGGUGUGCCUGGGCCUGAGCAGCAUCGUUGGCGUCUGGUACCUGCUGAGGAAGCACUGGAUUGCCAACAACCUCUUCGGCCUGGCCUUUUCCCUUAACGGGGUGGAGCUCCUGCACCUGAACAACGUCAGCACCGGCUGCAUCCUGCUGGGCGGGCUCUUCAUCUACGAUGUGUUCUGGGUAUUUGGCACCAAUGUGAUGGUGACAGUGGCCAAGUCCUUUGAGGCACCAAUAAAAUUGGUGUUUCCCCAGGAUCUGCUGGAGAAGGGCCUGGAAGCGGACAAUUUUGCCAUGCUGGGACUCGGAGACAUCGUCAUUCCAGGAAUCUUCAUCGCCUUGCUGCUGCGUUUUGACAUCAGCUUGAAGAAGAACACCCACACCUACUUCUACACCAGCUUUGCAGCCUACAUCUUCGGCCUGGGCCUGACCAUCUUCAUCAUGCACAUCUUCAAGCACGCCCAGCCUGCACUCCUGUACCUGGUCCCCGCCUGCAUCGGCUUUCCUGUCCUGGUGGCACUGGCCAAGGGAGAAGUGACAGAGAUGUUCAGCUACGAGUCCUCAGCGGAAAUCCUGCCUCAUACCCCGAGGCUCACCCACUUCCCCACAGUCUCUGGCUCCCCAGCCAGCCUGGCGGACUCCAUGCAGCAGAAGCUAGCUGGCCCUCACCGCCGGCGCGCGCAGAAUCCCAGCGCCAUUGGAAGGUUCAAGAAGCUUAAAAUUGGUCUUCACAAGCCCAAGUCCAACCUCUCCCGUUUGCCGCUGCCCUUGCCACCUCUUGGCACCACCAGGCACAGAGAAAGCGGAGCAGACAGCCUGUCUGAGGAGGGCGCACAGCGGGGCUGGGCCAAAUCCUGGAAGGUGCUGGGCCGAGGAUUUAUGAGGAGUCAAAUCCUAAGGAUCCAGCAGCAGCGACAGAAUCCAAAGAGGGAACAGAGGCCUCGACAUCGAAGGGGCUGGAGAAGAAGGAGAAAUGAUGCGGCUGGUGCCUGACCCUGUGAGGGCCAGACACACGGGGUGGCGGGGUGGUCCCCCCACAUGGGCCCGCACGGCCGCAGUCCUGCUGAAGGGGAACGGCAGCUCCAGGAGCGGGGCAGGGGGCAGCAGGCUCCCUCCAACGGGGCCUCCGGGGCCUGGUUCCCUCUCCCCCUUCUCUGGCCUUGCUCUGCCCCUCCCCAUCCCUGCCCACCAAGGAAGCCCCCAAUUGCCCCCACCCCUCCCCAGGUGCCAGGUGGGAAAAGUGGGUCUGAUUUUUAGACUUUUGUAUUGUGGACUGACUUUUGCCUCAUAUUAAAAACUCAUCCCAUUCCCCAGGCAGCCCACUGUGCUUCUGG